GGGAGAGUGGAAGGGGGGUGCUCUAUUUUCGACUCUGUGAUUGGUUGAGAUUUACUGGGGGGCCACACUUUUGGAUUUCCAGGACCCAACGUGUGAAAUGUCUAAGCUCUGACACCCGCAGACUUAUAUACACACACUUACAUACACACACUUAAAUACACACACUUACACAAUCGCCAAGUAUAGGGUGUCUCAGCCCAAGGUGAAAGUUAAGGUGUGCAUUUAAAAUAGAGUUACCUUCAACAGAAAGAUUACUGUUAUUUUACUUAUGUGAAAAACGACAGUCUUUGCAAUGCGCCGCAAAACCUCCAGAACGGCUGGUGUAUUCUGCUUCCGACCAUAACCAAACUUGGCGAGAGGGCAUCGUAGAAGGGGCAGCCAUACUGGACCCCUUUGCAGACAUAUGGGAUGUAUUACUUAAGGAAAAUCAGCCUGCCUUGUCUCUCUUUUUUUUCCUUUUUUUCCCCUCAUUUUUUGAAUAACCUCAAUCUUUAGGGAAAAUAAGCCUCUGCCUGGUCCAGCACAGCCAACGGCAAAUCCCUCUCCAGCCGUUCACUUUACAGCAACAGCAGAUCUGCAGCGUUCACUCAUGGCGUCUACGCCGUCUCUCCCGGUCGGCCUCAGCAGAGCGGUAUCGACUCGCAGAGCGGUAUCGACUCACAGCGUCGAUGUGUGGUGCUGUGUGUCGAGAGCCUUGUGUCUGUGUUUCUGUCCCCUCAACACGUCUCUCUCUCUCUCUCUCUUCUCUCUGUCUGCAGUCGUGGGACACCGAGCUGGAGAGGACGGCGGAGGAGUGGGCGGAGACGUGUUUAUGGGAGCACGGGCCUGCCAGCCUCCUGCCUCAGAUAGGACAGAACCUGGGGGCUCACUGGGGAAGAUUUCGUCCCCCCACGUUUCACGUCCAGGCGUGGUAUGACGAGGUGAAAGACUUCUCCUUUCCCUACCCACAGGAGUGUGACCCCUACUGCCCCUACAGAUGCUCCGGUCCUGUCUGCACACACUAUACACAGCUGGUGUGGGCCACCAGCAAUCGUAUCGGCUGUGCCAUCAACAUGUGCUACAACAUGAACGUUUGGGGUCAAAUCUGGGCCAAAGCUGUCUACCUGGUUUGCAACUAUCAGGCAAAAGGUAACUGGUGGGGCCAUACCCCCUACAAACAUGGCACCCCAUGCUCCGCCUGCCCGCCCAGCUAUGGAGGAGGCUGCAAGGACAACCUCUGCUACAAAUACGAUGGCUCUGAAUCCCGUACUCCGCAAGAGGAAACGGAGGAAAACAACUUCAUUGAACAAGAGGAACCCCGAAACCCCCCGAAACCUCGGGCCCGGGCCCCCAAACCCAACCUCCCCCCGGCCACUACCACCAACCCCCGUUCUGAGAGUCUGGAAAGGAACGAGGUGGUCAGCACACAGCAGAUGUCUCAACUUGUGACCUGUGAUACUAAACUACGAGAUCAAUGCAAAGGAACGACCUGUAACAGGUAUGAGUGCCCAGCUGGCUGUAUUGAUAGCAGAGGGAAAGUAGUGGGGACAGUUCACUAUGAGAUGCAAUCGAGUAUCUGCAGAGCAGGCCUCCAUGCCGGCGUCAUAGACAACGAUGGAGGAUGGUUGGAUGUGACAAGACAAGGGAGAAAGGAGUUCUUCAUCAAAUCCAACAAAAAUGGUGUCCAGUCCCUCGGGAAGUACCAGAGUGCCAAUGCCUUUAUUGUUGACAGAGUAACAGUUAAAGCCAUUAACUGUGAGACGACCGUAGCACAGUUGUGUUCCUAUCAGAAGCCUGUGAAGCAUUGUCCAAGACUGUACUGCCCCAGUAACUGCAUGGAAGAGAACCCUCACAUAUCACGGGUCAUCGGUACCAGAACAUACUCAGAUACAUCCAGCAUAUGCCGGUCAGCGGUGCAUGCAGGGGUGCUCAGGAACGAUGUGGGUGGCUACAUCGACGUGAUGCCGGUGGACAAGCGGAAACAGUACAUCGCCUCGUACCAAAACGGCAUUUUCUCCGAGAGCCUGCAGAACCCCCCAGGAGGAAAGGCCUUCCAGCUCUUCGCAGUGAUCUGAGCACUGCUACAGGGCAGACUGGCCAAACACACCAAGCACGUGGAUGUUUAUCAGGCAGUCCUCCGGCCCGCCGUCUGUUUCCUGGGGUGUUGCGUUAGGCUUCGCCGACCUUGCCGUCGUUGCCUGCAGAUCGUCUCCACGGCAACGAAAAAAACGAGAAAGGAAACUUGACACACUCAAACGCAGAGCUAGGGAUGGGCUAUGGGUAGGUGUUUCUAUGCUCCUACUUAGAUGCUGUCUCGAUAGGGAAAAUGGUAUAAACUGUAAAUAUAUUUUAUACCUUCAUUAUAUGUUAUGUUGCACAUACUGUAAGUGGAUCUUGUCUCUUUGACAAAUUGACAGAAAAUGUAAAAAGGAUACAGUAGUCGGCACUUAAAGAUAAUAAACCAUAUUAUUUGCUGUUCUUUUUCAUCUCUUUGUUGUUUUUAGAGCAUGUUCCGUUAAACUUUUUCAAGUUAGGCACAUGUUACUGGUGCUCUGGAGUAUUCUGAUGUUGUGGUUGUCCUUUUAAAGAAUACAGGUGGUGCACAUUACGAUGCAUUUAUUUUUGUAUUGAGUUUUUAUAUUGCAUUAUGGGUAGUUGAGUCAAGGAAUGCUGCUAUAAUUUUGCUGUGUCAUUAUUCCUAUAGAGAUGUUAUGACUUUGUAAGAUAAUGUUUAUCAGAGGUUGAGCUCCCUGCUGGUCGGGAAGUCAGAAACAUCCAGAACAUCCAGAAACUUUAUUCUCCCAUCAUGCUUGAGUUCUUGCUUUGUGUUCACCUGUUUCUCACUCAGUAAUCCCAACAUCGUAAUUGUUCCGGUUAUCAAUGUCACAUAACGGGACUUUGUUUACGGUGCUUGUAAAGAUAAAUACAAUUUAGCAUUGUUGGUAAUACGUUUUUUUGUGUGAUUGGACUGUGAAAUAAAGACCAGCCUAUCGAACAACAAGUACAACUUAGUUACAGUACAUGGGUAUAUAAAGCCUUCAUCUGACCUUUAGCUGUACUGUACUGUAUACACACUAAAUGGUUUGUGACACAAAACUAGAACACACAACAUUCAAGGGUGCUACUUAUAAUGUAAUCAUGCCUACUACCCGCAUGUUAAAUCAGAAUAUAUUGUUUCUGGUGACCUUGAUAUUUGUGUGGUAGACAAUAAAACUUUAUUUAUGAAACAGCUCUUUUCAACAACUUGUUUUCAACAUCAUCAUGCAUAAUGGAAAAACAUAAUUUGCCAUGUGGUCUUUGUACAUGCAUUUUCCCUACCUCAAUUUGUUAGAGAAAAUCUGUUCAUUUUGCAAUAAAACAUUUCAACUAUUUGUCUUUUG
Hypomesus transpacificus is the source of this 3359-nucleotide messenger RNA. Its product is annotated as cysteine-rich secretory protein LCCL domain-containing 1-like. The transcript is spliced from 13 exons. Bases 669 to 2054 code for a protein of 461 amino acids. Lineage: Eukaryota; Metazoa; Chordata; Actinopteri; Osmeriformes; Osmeridae. The record is from RefSeq and is a predicted model, not a curated record. Gene Ontology annotation, cellular component: extracellular region.